Molecule: messenger RNA, 4713 nt
Organism: Oppiella nova
Lineage: Eukaryota; Metazoa; Arthropoda; Arachnida; Sarcoptiformes; Oppiidae
Source: the annotation of a GenBank genome assembly
AUAUUGAAUAGUGAGACAAAUGGCUACCAAUGGUGCCGAAGAAUAUGUGAGAUGUUUGGCCAACCAUUGAGUUGAUUAAUACCAAAAAUGUCGAUCCAGAGACCAAACCAAAUGAGUCGACUUAUAUGUGGUCCUCAACUCAUGUUAAGCCAUAUUUGUAUCCAAAUGUUGAAGAUUAUAAUCUUAUGUUUGAUGGCGCCGUCGGUUUAUGUGUCGCCACAAUUCACGCCAAUUCAAGACUACACUCAUUCCCAUCACAAUCACAGCCAAAACGAGAUAAUACUACAAGUGAUUGAUCGGAUCAGUCGGGGGUAUGAGUGCACAGACAUCAAGAGACAGGUAGUGCUGAAUGAAGAGACGUUGGUUCGCGUGACAGUCGAUGCGAUCGUUUAUCUGACAAAACCGCUGACAAACAACAGUCAAUACGAGACAACGUGGAAAGGGGUGGAACUGCUGUCAAAGAUUUUGUCCAAAUAUCAGCCCGAAAGCGAUGGCUUCCAAAUGAUGAGGAGUUCUUUGGAUCAAUUGAUUCAAAUGGAUUCAAACAUAUAUCGUCUGAGGAUCGCGUGGAUCACAGGCAAUGAGCACCGGAACGACCACUUGAAUAUCCAUUACUUUGAAAUCGAUUCAACGAAUUUGGAAAUGAAGGACGAAAUGAACAAAUUAUUGGUUUUGGACACCUCUUGGAUACCCAAGAGUUUUAUCAAACCCCUUGUGAUGCGGCGGUCAUUGGGGGUGAUAGGGUCCGAGUGGUCCAAUGUCUACUUUGACUGUGAUCUCAAGUUAUGGUUUAUCUCAUACACGGCCUUAAUAUUAGACAAUAGCCAACAAAAUAGUGGUUCAGAGAAAUCGAUUCGCGGUAUCAUUAGCGCCGACAUUGAUAUCAGUGACGCCGAUAUCAACCAAUGCGAUGCCACUCACUAUUACUACGACCAGACCUACGAUUCCGUGGUUCUCACUCUCGAGGGAACUCAUAAAUGCCACUCAGAAACAAGUCAAUGCAUAUUCACGAAAGGACAGGGAUGGUUGAGAGGUGGCUACAAGUGCCAGUGCCGUGAUGGUUAUCAUUCGGCGGUCACGAGUUUGGGUCCGAUGUUCAACGGGUCGGUCGUAGAGCAGGCCUUUGAAGACAAGACAAGAGGAAAGAAUCCAUCGUAUGACUACAUGUUCUUCUGCAAGAAGUGUGCGCUCGGGUGUGAUGUCUGUUCAGACGACUCUCCCUGUCUCUCGUCAUACAACUGGGCGUUCAGGAUAUCACUGCUCACUAUAACCGUACUGUGCAUUGCAUUUACGGUGGUGUUGGGCUGUUAUAUCUACCGGUUCCGCAAGUUGAAAGUAAUCAAGGUGGCCUCACCCAUCUUCCUCUGCAUCACUCUAUUGGGCUGUUCUAUCAUGUAUUCAGAGACGGCUGCAAUAUUCCCGGUGCUGGACGUAUGGACGUGUGUAAUGACCAAAUGGACCCGACAUUUGGGAUUUUGUGUCACAUAUUCAGCGCUAUUGCUGAAGACGUGGAGAGUUUCUCUGACAUAUAGAGUCAAAUCGGCGCAUAAACUAAAGUUAACGGACAAACAGCUGCUUCAGUGGCUAUUCCCCAUCCUUCUGGUGAUGGCCAUCUAUCUGAGCACAUGGACUAUCAGUGCGCCCCCGGAGGCUAUAUUUCUUGUUGACUGGAAUGGCCUGAAGUUCAAACAAUGCGAUUACAACUGGUGGGACCACAGCCUUGUCAUUGGCGAAUUCCUGUUCCUGUUGUGGGGAAUCAAAGUCUGUUUUAACGUUAGAAAUGCCGAGUCCUUCUUCAAUGAGGCCAAGUAUAUAACGUAUGCCAUAUACAACAUCACCCUGGUCAACAUUGCCAUGAUUUUCAUUCAUAUUCUCAUUCUUCCGAACGCCGGACCGGAUAUUAAAUACUUUUUUGGUUUCUUCUAUCGUGUGGUGAAAGGAGAGGGCGAUCUCUGGGAUAAUAGGGUCCGCGCGCGAGGAGUGACCGCCUCCUUCUCGAUCAAUGGCGUGGGUCUCGUCCACGAAGAGACCACUGACUUGUAUCAGGAGAACGAGGAGCUGAAGGAGGAGAUCCAGAAGUUGGCCUCUCAGGUGGAAGUGAUGAAGAUCUGUCAGAUGGAGUUCAAGAACCGACAUUUGCCUAAAUCGAAACACGGCGGCAACCAAACGACCGGUAACUCCAUGACCAUCACGUCUAACGUGUCGGGCACCGGCACCUCCAGUCAGAGUCCUAUCGUGAAAGCCAUUUACAGCAAAUUCGAGACCAAUGAUCCCAACUCUCAACGAAUCUCUCCCAACGCAGAGCUCAUCAGUGAAAAGGCGGCGGAAAACACGAAUAUGUGGUUAAUAGCAAGCGGUGUGGACAUGGGGUCGACCACUAUAGUGGGCGAUGCGGUCAGGGAUUACGUGACAGAAGCCAAGUAUAAGAAAGGAGUUGAAUAUGAGAAGUCGUUCUCGAAAUUCAAUUUCAUUGGUAUUGCAGACGAAGAGAUGUUGAAAUACUCGCAGACAAUCGUUUCCAGUCAAGAGCCAAAAAUUAUGGUCUCAACCGGACCGGAGAGUCGAGUGAAGCCAGAAAAGUAUGAACUCAACCAAAAUCUCACACAUUAUAUACUCAUCAAAGACGAGACCACCAAUAAAUCGGGCGUCAAUUCAUUUCUCAUUAAAUUCAUCACAUUUUUGGCCGUAAAUCAAAGUCAAGCGCUUAAAGCGAAGCAGAAGCUCAUGGAUGGACAGACAGAUGAUGACAAAGACUUGAUGUCUAUCGAGAGAAACGAAAUCCCCGUCGUUUCCAUUGUAAUGAAAGGCGGAUAUAAUAGCUCUCGACUUGUAUUACAACAAAUCAAAAACAGUUUGCCUGUCGUUGUGCUAAGAGGGUCGGGAGGUUUGGCUGAUCUGUUGGCGUUUGUUGACAACGAAAUCCGUGACCGAUGUAUGAAUGUAUGGAACGCCGAGUUUGUCGAGACAUACCUCAAGCCGGAGCUGACCAUCAAAAUCAUUGAUAUGUUUCCCAAAUUAGGGACCAAUUUAUUGCUUUGCGAUACAUUCAGGACUCGAAUUCUGGAAUCGAUUCGUGAGAGUCGUAAAGAAGAGCAAAGUUUUCUGACUGUUAUUAAUAUGUUUGACACCUUUUCCUGUAAUUUGGAGAAACUUUCCGAGUAUUUAUUGUUAGCAUUGUUUCGAUCAAAACGGCCCAAACAUCCCGAGACUGAGGUGACCCCGGCCAACGUGACCACCGCCCAGAGGAUACCCACUGAUCAGAUCACUAAAGACUUGAAUCUAUGUGUCGACUGGAGCUGUCCAGAGGUGGCCAAAGAGGAAGUGCUGCCAAAAGACCCUAAAUUCGCGUUAAGCAGUCAGAAGAAGCUGUUUGAAGACUCACUCCUACGGACCAAUUGUAUAGAUUUUGUGGAUCUGUUUUUGUCGCAAAAAUUCAAAAUCCGGACAUUCAUUACACCGAAACGUGUGAAGCGAUUGUUCCGUAAAAUUCAUUCGCGAGAGACGGUGUGUUGGGAGACAAUACUCGGCCGAUCGCCUGAUGAGAGACAGAGCAGUAAAACAUUUCUAAACCGUGAACUCAAUUGGUUGGUGGAGGCGAGCGCAGGGGUCGCCAACUUCUUGGAAGAGGAUGAGCUCGAUAUGUAUGUCACCCAACAGUUCAUGUGCUCCGAGAAAGUGGCCGAAAAGAAAUCCCUCUUAUUAUUGGUGUUGUGGGCAGUCCUCGACUUUCGUAAGGAUUUGGUCCGCAUUUUGUGGCGCCAUUGCGAUCAACCCAUUCAUAUGGCGCUGACAAUAGCCAUCUGUUACGACCGGCUGUCGUGGUAUGUCAUCGAAGAGGGCCUCAAGAAUGAGUUGAAGGAAGAGUGCCAACAGUUCGUCACAUUUGCGUCCAAUGUAUUAGACAUUUGCUAUAAAGACUCAUUCAAGAGGACGAGUCAAGUGCUCAACGAGUCGUCCAAAGAAUAUAGUUUCAAACGACCAGUGGAUUUGGCAGCUUUCGGUCGAUUUCGACAAUUCUUUACACAUCCCGCGUGUCAGAGAUGGCUAACCGAUAAAUUCUACGGAAAUAUAUCGGUUCGUGAGCUCAGGACUAAUUGCUUUCGUUUGCCAACACUCAUGAAACUGUUGCUCAGCGCCUACCUCCUGUUCCCCAUCUACUUCUGGAAACUGUUGCUCAGCGCCUACCUCCUGUUCCCCAUCUACUUCUGGGUACGACUACCGAACUAUGAGGGGGAGGCUGUGAUCGGUGAAGAGGAUUCAGACGAUGAGGACGAAGAGGUCACUAUUACCAGCCAUAGACGCAGUAAUAGUCAUCAAAAGUUAGCCAAUCAUACGAAAAAUCCUAAUGAUUUGGACACCGGUUCCGCGUCUGACGCGAGCACUGACUCCAAUGUCUUGAGUGAAGACAAGAGGACUACUGGUGCCGCGAACUCCACUCAUAAGAAAAAUACUGCAAAGAAAUCGAAAAGUAAUAUAAAACCCGAGAUUAAAAAGUUCAGUACUGAGAGCAUUAUGGAAAAGCGGGUCCUCUAUCACCGACAGCCGCCCCUAUGGCUACUGGUCUACGAGACGUGGACGGCACCCAUCACUAAGUUCUGGAACUUCCAGUUCUUCUAUACCUUAUACUUAUCCAUAUUCAGUGUGGCUGUGCUGUACCCCCGGUGCGGAAACUUUUACUUGGAUUUAUGUGUCUGUAUUUGGACGGCACUCAUC